Penicillium soppii is the source of this 186-nucleotide messenger RNA. RefSeq lists its product as uncharacterized. The record is from RefSeq and is a predicted model, not a curated record. NCBI's taxonomy places the organism in Eukaryota, Fungi, Ascomycota, Eurotiomycetes, Eurotiales, Aspergillaceae. Bases 1 to 186 code for a protein of 61 amino acids. The transcript has a single exon.
AUGGCACGACGUGGAGAGAAAGGCAUCCGGACUUGUUCGAGUGCGACUGGUCUUGGAUGUGUGACGAGAUGUGACGUGCAGUAUCUGCAGGUGAGGCAGUUUCUGGUGAUGCAGGAUCCCGGUGGUGCGAGCACGCUGAUGGAAGGCCUUGGUGCAGACAAGAAUGAGAGAGGAGUUGAGAAUUGA